Molecule: messenger RNA, 414 nt
Organism: Linum trigynum
Lineage: Eukaryota; Viridiplantae; Streptophyta; Magnoliopsida; Malpighiales; Linaceae
Source: the annotation of a GenBank genome assembly
AUGAAGACUCCACAUACAUGUGGCAGGAUGAGCUUUGCGAGGUGGAUGGCUAUAAAAACUAAGCAAACAGGAAAGGAACCUGAUAGGCUAGAAACUUUUGAGGAUACACAUACAAGAAAGAAUGGGACCUAUGUGAUUGAGUAUGCAACAAACCUUAUUGAAAAGGCGCAUACUCUUCGAAAGGAAGGGUCUGCUGAUAAUGAACAAAUCUUUCAGAAGCUACAUGGUCCAGAGCAUUCUGGGAGGGUUCGUUGUGCUGGCUUGGGACCAACCCCAUCGACCUAUUUUGUGCCUUCUUCUUCCUCAGCUUCAACAAAUCUACCACUGCAUCGUGCUCUACUGAGGGAGAAGGGGCCAAUUGAGUGUUCAUUCCGUGCACUAUCUUCAUCAAGCCAAAGUGUUCCACAGGGCUGA